UCAAGCAACAGCUUUGCAGUUACCGUAACCCUACAGGAGUUGAAGUGAUCCAGUAAAAUGAAAUUCACAGUUGCAUUCGUGUUGCUCGCGGUGGUGUGUGCCGUGUACGCCCAGACCGAUGCCGCUAAGGAUGCGGCGGAUAAGGUGAAGGAUAAGGUCGCCGUCCCUGAUGCACCGAAGCUGGAUAAGGAUGCCGUUACCACCCCCGACCCGAAGGACGCCACCAAGAAGGUGGAAGAUGCAGCUGGCAAGGCAAAAGAUCAGGCCGCCGAAAUCGGCAAGAAGCUCACCGACACAUUCAAGCUGUAAGAUGGUUCCACCGCACUUCAGCAGAGGCGGUUUAUCGUAGCUACGAACCAUCGCAAAACAUACCAUUCCGACACCAAAAACACAAGAAAGUCCAAUAAAUUGUGGCAC
Messenger RNA from Anopheles moucheti, 417 nucleotides. RefSeq lists its product as uncharacterized. NCBI's taxonomy places the organism in Eukaryota, Metazoa, Arthropoda, Insecta, Diptera, Culicidae. The coding region runs from base 58 to 309 and encodes 83 amino acids. The transcript has a single exon. The record is from RefSeq and is a predicted model, not a curated record.